CACCUCCGCCAUGACACUUUCAGUUGCUAUGCUUCCGGUACGAAUCCAUGCCUUGUAACGCUUUGCGUUUGUUUUACGUUUGUUUUGAUUUUGAGUGGUUAACACACAGGUUUUGAUAAAUUCUCGCCGACUUCACCUAUCUUCAUCGGUCACACGACCGUGGAGUGCAACCAUGGGCAAGAGCCGUUCCCCUUCACCCAGAAGGAGGCGGAGUCGCUCCAGGGACAACAGAGACCGUCAUGACAGGGAUCGGGAGCGCGAGCGAGAACGAGAAAGAGAAAGAGAGCGCGACCGGGAUCGCAGGAGACGCCGCUCCAGGGAGCGAGAACCCAUCAGGAGAAGGUCAGAAGAUCGGGAUAGAAACAGGGAUCAUCGACGCUUCUCAAGAUCAAGAUCAAGAUCUAAGUCUCCUGCUCCUAAACCAAAGGCUCGACCAUUUGCAGCACCCAAAGUUGUGUCUGAUGCUGACCUUGCUGGGAAGACACCUGAGGAACAAGAAAUGUUGAAGGCAAUGGGAUUCUGCUCAUUUGAUUCAUCUAAGGGGAAACGAGUUCAAGGAAAUGAUGUUGGAACUGUCCAUGUUAUUCUGAAGAGAAAAUACAGACAAUACAUGAACCGGAAAGGUGGUUUCAACCGACCUUUGGAUUUUGUCGCUUAAUUUUUCUGUGUUAAAUAUUUUUUACCUAUUAUUUACUUUCACUCCGAAUUUUUUGUCAGAUUAAAGUUUUGUUGUAGGAGCAAGUGUUUUGUGGAUAAAUGGGAUGAAAGAGUGUAUGUGUUUGUGCUGUCUGGUAUGUUAAGUUUUUGACUUGGUAUAGAUAUGAUUACCGGUAUUUUGUUUUUGUUACAUUACCAGACUGAAGAAUACAAUUGUACAUAGCUGUGUAUCUUAAUAAAUACUUUGUAAGGAGUA
Molecule: messenger RNA, 913 nt
Organism: Thrips palmi
Lineage: Eukaryota; Metazoa; Arthropoda; Insecta; Thysanoptera; Thripidae
Gene: ytr
Product: U4/U6.U5 small nuclear ribonucleoprotein 27 kDa protein
Exons: 4
Coding region: 173-658 (161 amino acids)
Biological process (GO): RNA splicing
Cellular component (GO): precatalytic spliceosome
Source: RefSeq, a predicted model, not a curated record